CGCCACCGUCCUCAAAAGCACCCUGCUCGUUGCCGCUGCCUCUACAUCCGGGCCCUCGCAUCCAAAAUGGCGGGAUACGACCUCACGAGACCCAUCAAUCCCCACUGCGACAGGCAUCUCGUCUUUCCCCUCCUGACACACAUCGUCGAUCGAAAAUGAGCUCUUCCCUGCAGAGCAGGUCCAGAAGGCCCAGUAUGAGCUCGCAAGGAGACCAACAUGGUGGACUACUAUGCAGUCAGUUUCGAGCAGCUUUACCCAGACGAGGCCGUGCCAGACGAAUUCACGCCGGGCACGCGCGAGAACGCUCUCUCGACCAACGAACGCCUCCAGCAAGACGCACAGGCUGUCCUCGAUGUCAUCACGAACCCCGAGGUAGCGCAGUUGCUGCGCCAGGACAACUUCGGAAACUACAGUGCCGCGGCCGACUACCUCUACCACUUCCGCGUCCUCUACCGCGUCCGUGUCCUCUCCACCGACCCCGACUUCACCAUGUCCACUACCUCGCCGCCCCCGCCGUCCUCUCGCGCAAAUCGAGAACCUGAUUCCUCUCCUUGCAUGUGCGGCACUCAUUUCGGGAGUGAGCUCGAGAUGGGUACCCAGCUACCAGAACUCGACAUAAAACACAUCGGCAAGCUCACUAUGGCCCAGUUCCGCAGCAUAUUCUGCCUCACCUACUCCGGAGACCCAGACAUAGUCCUCCGGACAAAUCCCAGGUACAACGUGUCUACGUCCCGCCGCUCUGCACCUCUCCGUGCGUCUCUUCCUCGUGUACAUCCCUCUUCGCUUGACGCUCCUGCUCCUUCUGAACGUGUCCGCUCUCCGGCGCCGGCGCCCUCCUCUCGAACGGGCCGCGCGCCGCCGUUCUGCGCUCUUGCCAGCGUCCGACAAGCUCGCUCACUCAGUGUGCUCCCUUCGACCGACGGCGCAGUCAUGCGGCUGUCCCGCACACUUUGCAACUGCACGACACCCCACUGACGCGACGGACGAACAUCGCCAUACCCGCGCUCAAUGGCGAACACGAACAUGGACGAACUGCGGGCAAUGACACACGAGAAACUGGCGCACGACCGUGCGUCGCGCAACCACCAGCCCGCCUACGCCAUCAAACCGCAUGAACGCCAGCCAGCCCCGGCGCAUACGGGCCAUGAACGCGUAGCAAUUGCGCAAGCUGCGCGGACGGGCCUGCCAAGGCUGCCGGAGGAGACGCGGUUCGUUGCGAAUGCGCUCAGCCGCGAGAGCUUGAGCGAACAACGCGCCGACGGGCUUCGACGAGGAGGC
Molecule: messenger RNA, 1278 nt
Organism: Rhodofomes roseus
Lineage: Eukaryota; Fungi; Basidiomycota; Agaricomycetes; Polyporales; Fomitopsidaceae
Exons: 3
Coding region: 217-975 (252 amino acids)
Source: RefSeq, a predicted model, not a curated record